AAGCUGAUCUGCCCCAUCCUGCUGCUUGGCAUCAAUGGCCCACGUACGCUCGACCUUCGAACACGUUCCCCCUCUGAGUCUAUCUCAUUGGCUCAUCCCGCCACUGGGCUGCGCUCUCAAACAAGCGUGAGGCAACUCGACGACAAAGAAAAAAAAAAAGAGCGUUGCCAAUGUCCCGCCGCAAUCCGAGGAGUGGUGGCCAUGCUGGCGUGGGUCGCACCCACCCUGCCCGCGCGCUUUCUAGAUGCCUCGAUGCUACCAACGCUCGCUCAGCUAGGCUGUGACCCGGGCUGUAUAUAACCAUCCUCUCGCCUCUGGUUGCUAGGCCUUGUUUUCCUCCGCGCUCCUCAGCCAGCUAUAGCAUCCUCGGAUCCGACGAGGCAUUCGCUACCCUGCCACCCAUUCCCAAAGGCUUCUUCGGCUGACUGGCGACGCGGUCUCUGUGAGUCGAAAACCGCCCAACAUGGUCCUCCACCAGUACGACUACAUCUUUGCCAUUGGCACGAUCUUUGCGUUUCUCGAUGCCUAUAAUAUCGGUGCCAACGAUGUCGCCAACUCCUGGGCAACCUCGGUUGCUUCCCGCUCCCUGACCCUAUUCCAGGCCAUGGUCGGCGCUGCCAUUAUGGAGUUUGCCGGCGCUUUUGGUGUUGGUGCUCGGGUGGCCGACACCAUCAAGACCAAGAUUGUCAGCCCUGACCAGUACGAAUCGGAGCCCGCUGUCCUCAUGCUCGGCAUGACCUGUGCCAUUGUCGGCUCCUCGCUCUGGCUCACCUUCUGCACCAAAAUUGGUCUCCCCGUCUCCACCACCCACUCUCUCAUGGGUGGUGUCAUCGGUAUGGGUCUUGCUUCCGUUGGUGCUGAGGGCAUCACCUGGGUUGCGCCUGCGGGAACCACCGGAACCGAGGUCGUCAACACCGGUGUUGCAUCAGUGUUCGCGGCCUGGCUGAUUGCCCCCGGCAUUUCGGCCUGCUUUGGCGCCAUCCUCUUCACCAUCACCAAGUACGGUGUCAUGCUGCGCAAAGACCCGGUCAUGAAGGCGUUCAUCAUGGUGCCCAUCUACUUCUCCAUCACCGCCAUGCUGCUUAUCAUGCUGCUGCUCUGGAAGGGAGGCGCCUACGAGGUCAGGCUCACCGACCAGCAGAUUCCUGGCGUCAUUGUCGGUUCCGGUAUCGGUUUCGGCCUUCUCGUAUCUUUCUUCUUCCUGCCCUGGCUCUACCGCGUUGUCGUCAAGGAUGACUGGGAGCUCAAGUGGCACCACAUCUUCCAGGGCCCUUUCCUGCUGCGCCGUGGCGAGGUCCCUCCUCCCCCUGCCGACUUCACUGGGGCCAUCCGCAAUUUCUACGAGGGACACCUGACCCGCGAAGAGCUCGACGCCAAGCGUGCCGCUAUGCCUGCCAGCACUGACGUCGAGGCCAACACGAACACCAGCAGCGAGGCCAAGGUUCUGGAUGCCGUCCUCGCCUCCGACUCGUCCGAGACAAACUCCCACAGCGGCGCCGCCCCCGUGAAGACCCACAGCAGCUACAAGUCCAUCAUUGGCCCUCGACCCGAGGGUCUUCCCUGGACCUCCAAGGAGAUGUUGUGGUGGGGAUUUAAGCUUGUCAUCUUCCACGGUGUUGACAAAGACAUUGCCUCGAUCCAGAGCCAGAAGAAGGACAAGCUCAGCGGAGAUCUCGAAGAGGCCCACGCCCGUGCUGCCCACUACGACAACAAGGCCGAGUUCUGCUACUCGUUCCUCCAGAUCCUUACUGCCUGCACUGCCUCUUUCGUCCACGGUGCCAACGACGUUUCCAAUGCCAUCGCUCCUUACUCGGUCAUUUAUGACAUCUGGCAGACCGGCGAGAUUGCAGGCAGCAAGUCUCCUGUCCCUCUCUGGAUUCUCGCCUUCGGUGGUAUUGGUAUUGUGCUCGGUCUGUGGACCUACGGUUACCAGAUCAUGUCCAACCUGGGCAACAAGCUGACCCUGCAAUCUCCCUCGCGUGGUUUCUCCAUGGAGCUGGGCUCUGCUGCCACCAUUGUUCUCGCCACCCGUCUGAAGCUUCCCGUGUCCACUACCCAGUGCAUCACUGGCGCUGUUGUCGGUGUCGGUCUCUGCAACGGAGACUGGCGGGCCCUCAACUGGCGCAUGAUUGCGUGGAUCUACAUGGGCUGGAUCCUGACCCUGCCUAUUGCCGGCAUUGUCUCUGGCUGCCUUAUGGGCAUUAUCAUGAACGCGCCCCGCUGGGGUAUGAGCGCUUAGAUUAUGGUGCUUUCUGACAUACAAUUCUUAUGAGUUUGUGGGCGAGGUUCCACGAAGUGCCGUCUUUAGCAGGGCCUGAGGUUGCUCCUUCCUUCGCUCGGGCUGACUUCAUCACUCUUUACGCUACGUCAUAUAAUUGAUACACAAGAUAUACCCGACACUGGAAGUCUUG
Molecule: messenger RNA, 2411 nt
Organism: Microdochium trichocladiopsis
Lineage: Eukaryota; Fungi; Ascomycota; Sordariomycetes; Xylariales; Microdochiaceae
Product: phosphate-repressible phosphate permease
Exons: 3
Coding region: 464-2239 (591 amino acids)
Biological process (GO): phosphate ion transmembrane transport
Cellular component (GO): membrane
Source: RefSeq, a predicted model, not a curated record